Molecule: messenger RNA, 744 nt
Organism: Conger conger (European conger)
Lineage: Eukaryota; Metazoa; Chordata; Actinopteri; Anguilliformes; Congridae
Exons: 1
Coding region: 1-744 (247 amino acids)
Source: RefSeq, a predicted model, not a curated record
AUGUUAAAGUUCUGUGAGAAGUACGCGACUGGAUGCUCAACAACCGUGCGGUCAGGCUGCAACAACACAGCGCCUACUGUCAGACUGCAACAACACAGUGCCUACUCCAACCCCGCUGGCCCCACUCCAACCCCGCUGGCCCCACUCCAACCCCGCUGGCCCCACUCCAACCCCGCUGGCCCCACUCCAACCCCCCUGGCCCCCACUCCAAACCCGCUGGCCCCACUCCAACCCCGCUGGCCCCACUCCAACCCCGCUGGCCCCACUCCAACCCCGCUGGCCCCACUCCAACCCCGCUGGCCCCACUCCAACCCCGCUGGCCCCCACUCCAACCCCGCUGGCCCCACUCCAACCCCGCUGGCCCCACUCCAACCCCGCUGGCCCCCACUCCAACCCCGCUGGCCCCACUCCAACCCCGCUGGCCCCACUCCAACCCCGCUGGCCCCACUCCAACCCCGCUGGCCCCACUCCAACCCCGCUGGCCCCACUCCAACCCCGCUGGCCCCCACUCCAAACCCGCUGGCCCCACUCCAAACCUGCUGGCCCCACUCCAACCCCGCUGGCCCCCACUCCAAACCCGCUGGCCCCACUCCAACCCCGCUGGCCCCCACUCCAAACCCGCUGGCCCCACUCCAAACCCGCUGGCCCCACUCCAACCCCGCUGGCGUCCACUUGCAGGACGAACGAGCGAUCAAAGCAAGGUGCGGCAAGAACUGGUGCAUUGCAUGGCAAAGCUUUUGCUGA